This is a messenger RNA of Podospora bellae-mahoneyi, 1170 nucleotides long. RefSeq lists its product as uncharacterized. NCBI's taxonomy places the organism in Eukaryota, Fungi, Ascomycota, Sordariomycetes, Sordariales, Podosporaceae. Gene Ontology annotation, cellular component: dynactin complex. Bases 277 to 855 code for a protein of 192 amino acids. Gene Ontology annotation, molecular function: dynein complex binding. The transcript is spliced from 2 exons. The record is from RefSeq and is a predicted model, not a curated record. Gene Ontology annotation, biological process: mitotic spindle organization.
CUGAACAACACCAUUUCUUUGUCUCGACAAACCAUCGUCAACCUUGCGCUCCAGCCUCGACCGUCCGCCCACAACGCCCUCGGGACGAGGAGCUGCGUGUGGCUCUAGUUAUCAGUCAAUGCUAUAUUGUUUUUGUCCAGCUACCACUCCCUUCCUUGCAACUACGUAUACUGUGCCAUGCGCCCAAGCUCUCGACAAUCUAGCAGUGUCAGCCUUAGCCAGUGAUCAACACCACCAAACAUCAUCACAAAACAAAACUCUCGACUUUUAGCAAAGAUGUCUUCCAAACGCCACUCCAUCCUCCCCGCCGUCUCAGCAGGCCCUAAACCACCAGUCCACUUCUCCUCCUCCAUCACCAUCGCUGAAUCGGCCCUCCUCACCGGUACAAACCUCAUCACCAUCUCUUCCGAGUCCGUCAUCCAUCCCCGCGCCAAACUCGACUCUCUCGCCGGGCGCAUCACCAUUGGCCGUCGCUGUGUGGUUCACGAGCGCACCAUGAUCGGUGCCAUCGGAACAUCGGGCAAAGUAACCGAACAAGCCGUGACCCUCGGAGACUACGCGACGGUCGAAGUGGCCGCCUCCAUCGAAGCUGGUAAUACCAUCAUCGGGGAGGGAACCACAGUUGGAGUUGGCUCAAAAGUUGGGGCGGGCGCGGUAAUAGGAAAGCAUUGCACCCUAACCCCCCACACCGAAGUCCCAGCCGGCGAGGUCAUCCCCGAUUUCACAGUCAUCUAUUCCAACGGAAUGAGGAGGAUAGACAAGCGAGGGGUGGCAGACCUGAAGAACAAGGGGCAGGCGAGGCAGAUUGAUGUGCUGAGGAGGAUGAUACCCACUAAUCCGGCCAAGUUUGCCUGAUUACUUUUUUUUUUGUUGUUAUACAUGAUGAGGUUUUUUUUUCUUUUUACUAGGGUACAAUACCCGUUGUGAUGAUUAUGGAAAUGGAGAAUGCCCGUUCGCAUUCAGCUUCUGUCUUUGGGCGCAUUAUUUUCACGACCUUGAAAGAAACCAAAAAGAAGGCCACCCAAGAGAAGAAAAGACAAGGCAGCCCUGAGUGCGAUGGAAUUGCCCUUUUAUCGAAACGAGCAGUGUUUUGACUCGGCUACUUUUCACGGAGGUCCGGAAGUGGAAUAGAUAAGGUGUAUAGGGCACGACACCACCUCGAUCACUUGG